AUGAUUGAAAACUCUGCCCGGAAUUCUUUAUCAAACACUGACGAGCACUCGGUUGAGAAAACAGUGUUGUUGAUGAAUAUAAUCGGAACGAUAUACCGUGGCCUUGGUCAAAAUAUGUCUAAAGCUCAGGAAUUUCAUCAACUUGCAUUGGAUCUUUCCGAAAGGUACGAUUUGAAGAACGAGAAGGCAACGUCACUGCACUUGCUGGGAAUAAUUCAUCGUUACCAGAGAAAUCUAGACACGGCUUUAACCCACCAUGAAGAAGCAGUGGAACUUGGAAGAAAGAUUUUCUCUACAAAAGAAAAUGGUCGAUUGGCUGCAUUCUUAUUAAACCUGGCUGUUGUUUACAACCGUCUUAAAGAGUUCGAUAAAGCUCGCGAGACGUACCAAGAAACCUUGAAAUUGGUUAAGGAAGCGUACGGCCCACGCGAUCAACGGGUCGCAAGAGUUUUGAACACACUAUCGACCUAUUAUUACACCGUGGGGAAUUACCGUGAAAGCGUCGAAGCUCUGUUAGAAGCGCUUAGCAUUCACGAGGAAAUUCAUGGCAACUACCAUCCAAACGUGGGACAAACUUUAUAUGCUCUUGGGUUCACGUAUCGUGCCAAAGGUGAUCUCGAAGAAUCGCUUCAAAUGUUGUCGAGAUCCUUGCAAAUUAUGCGCCAGUAUUACGGAGAUAAACAUUAUCAAGUCGCUGAGGUGCUUCAUGAUCUUUCUAAUACACAAAGGGAACUGAACAUGCUCGAUGAUGCCCUGGAAAAUGCUAAAAAGUGCAUUUAUAUUUUUCGAAAAACACUCAAUGAAAAUAGCUCAGCAGUUGCAACAUCAAUCAACGGCCUCGGGCAUAUUUAUCUGGCCCGUGGCGAUCCAGUUACCGCUCAAACAAAGUUCGAAGAAGCCCUUAAAAUUUUCGAGAAAUUACAGAAGCAUGGUUUCCAGGGAGUGAGUAUUAGCGAAACUCUCGGAAAUAUUGCCGUAGCUUUGAAACAGCGUGGAGAAACGGAGAAAGCGAAAGAGUAUGUUUCCAGGGCUUUAAAGUUAGUUUUGGAGGUGCACCCCGAAACCCAUCCGCGGAUAAAGAAAUUGCGCGAAUUGGAAAACGAUCUCGAAAGUGCCAGUGAAAAUCGUAAGGAAUCUGAUAAUGAACUUUAG
Molecule: messenger RNA, 1152 nt
Organism: Dendronephthya gigantea
Lineage: Eukaryota; Metazoa; Cnidaria; Anthozoa; Malacalcyonacea; Nephtheidae
Product: nephrocystin-3-like
Exons: 1
Coding region: 1-1152 (383 amino acids)
Molecular function (GO): protein binding
Source: RefSeq, a predicted model, not a curated record